Molecule: messenger RNA, 350 nt
Organism: Funneliformis caledonium
Lineage: Eukaryota; Fungi; Glomeromycota; Glomeromycetes; Glomerales; Glomeraceae
Source: the annotation of a GenBank genome assembly
UUAAGAGUGGUCAAUAUUAUGAACAGCAAUCUCCUGUACCAAAUCAACAAGAACAGUUAUCCUUAAACUAUGUAACUCUCUCCAAUGCGUUAUCUACACAACUUGAAGGAAAACCUGAAAAAAGAAAGCCAAAAGAUGAUAGAAAUCUUACAAAAGUUUGGGAUACCAAGGCAUGGGAUAAAAAGGAUGUUAUUUAUUAUCGAUAUGAAAGAGGAAAAAUUCACCCUGAUAUGAAACUAACUUAUCUAGUUAAUGAUGUAUGGUGGGAAGAACCAGUUCUAGUUCAACAAGAAAAUGCAUACACUCAACUUUAUGAAAUGUUAGAUAUUAUUUCCCCAUCCUCUUAUUAA